Cyclospora cayetanensis is the source of this 2616-nucleotide messenger RNA. RefSeq lists its product as uncharacterized. The record is from RefSeq and is a predicted model, not a curated record. Lineage: Eukaryota; Apicomplexa; Conoidasida; Eucoccidiorida; Eimeriidae. The annotation marks the transcript as partial. Gene Ontology annotation, cellular component: catalytic step 2 spliceosome. The transcript has 5 exons.
AUGCCGCAGCCAGAGGGGAAAGGCGGCGAUGGAAGAAAAUCGCCAGUCCUGGCUGCCCUUCCACCGGAAGCAGCGCCAGCCAGAGGCGUAGAAGGUGCUCUGAGGCUGUCGGAAAUGCUAGCUGGUGAGAGUUGGGUCGUCACCUCAUUGUGUGCAGAGGGCAAGAGCGUGGAGGGGAGGGAAGCGAGUAGCGGCCGUUGCAACAAACAGGGGAAAGGCUGCGAUGGGAGUCUGCCGAAUGCUUGUGGCGUGCCUUCAACUGUAACGUCUGUUCCGCUGCCGCGAACGGCGGCUGUUGCGCUUGCAGGUGCAGCCGCUGCUGGUGUUACGGCUGACUCUCGAGUUUGUUGUGCAGUCCUAGAUGGCUUAUUGGGGGAGUUGCCAGUGGAGGCGUUGGCUCCUCCCAAGCGUGGAUCUGCGAGUUCUUUACGCGACGGUGUGACCCUUGCGAAUUUUAUGAGGCAAAGUCGAAACACAGCAGCUGCAGCCGCUGCUCGUCGGCGAAAACAUCCAGAAGCAGCGGCAACAGGGUGGGAGCCUGUAGCCUCGCCAGCCGAGGUGCGUGCUGCACUCAGCAACAGCAGCGAUAGCAGCAAUGCCGUUGCACUGGCCGUUGCAACUGCAAGCCAUGAGGCGCCCAUUCUUGCGCCUGGCUGCGUAGCAGCAGCUGCACGCCUUCAUGCUGCAGCAGCGUCGGAGGAAGCAGCUGCAGCGGACUCAUUGCAUCCUGGUCAGCUGUCUCUCCUUCCCAAUGCCUCGGAGAAGUCGCUUCUGCCGUCUUGCGCUGCAGCAAGGGUGCAGCGGAUCAAGCGAAAGAGACAGCGAGACAGGAGGACUGUUCUUGACGAGGAAACUUGGGAACGUUCCUUGUCUGCAACCAUCGAGAAGGCUUACUUCCCGGAUCUGCCGCUGCUGCGGCUGCUGCGGCAGCUGAUGGCUGCAGAAGGAGCCAACGACGCUGCUGCAGUGCAGGCUGUUUCCAAGAAAAUUGCCUCCCUCGCGGCAGCAACCCCGUUCCACAUGCAAGCGGCAGAGCGGCGGCAGCAGCAGCAGGAAUUGGACGACUCCGCUGUUAACCCUCGGAGGGAGCCGAGGCAGCUAGAGGAGAAGAUGGAGGAUGCCAUGCAGCAGCAGCAGCAGCAGCAGCUGCAGGCUUCGCAAGAGAGCGAGGCGUGCGAGGUGCUACUGCUCAAGCAGGUCAAACAGGAAGAUCGCAUGCUGUUGCAGCACGAUGUCAUCGAUGUAGACGCAUGCAGCAACAGCAGCAGCACAAGCAGCGAGGCAGAAGAGGACGAGAGUGGAGCAGGGGACCAGUUAGGUGCAAGGGAGCUGGGCAGGCGUCAUCGAGAGACUGAACUUCAGCAGCAGCAAAAGCAUAAGCAACAGGGAAGCCUGCAGCAGGCACCCGAGCAUGAGAUGCAGCAGCAGCAGCAGCAGCAGGAGCUGCUGACGUUGCUGCAGGAGGAGAACGGGGGACUGCCAGAGCGGCAGCCACCCCUGCCCAUGUCUGUGGAUGCUUUUUUCGAGGCAUUCGUGUCGGAGGAUCAGCACAGUGUGCAGCAGCUCUUGCAGAGGCGUGAGCAGCGUCUGCGAGAAAAGCAUGAGACUCUCUGGGAGCAGCAGCAGCAACACAAUUGCAAGCAGUUGCUGCUGCAGCAGCACACCGUGGCGGGCCGAACAGUGCCAGAAGGGCCUGCUGUAGGCUUUCAUCCGGGAGCGACACGGCUGUUUUUCAAAGGCGCAGAAACAGACGACGAUCCUCGAAAUAUGAUGCCAAGGGGAGAAGUUCGGUCUGAGUGCACCCGCUUUACUACCCUUCAGCGGCAGUUGCAGCAUGAGCAGCUGAAGCAACAGCUGCAACGUCGCCGGCAGCAGCAUGUGAACGCAGAUCAGAGCAAUAUGCACCAGCUUGUGCAGCAAGGAGAGUUUAGGCCUCUUCCAAAAAAGCCGACAGAGACACAUGUGCAUCUUCCAGGAGGGCAGCCGAUCGGUUAUUCUUUUGUCCAGUCACCCGUUGCCAUCCCCGUGAAGUCUCCUCAGGAUCCUGCCUCGAAUGAAAUCACUUGGGGCUCUUUGUUGAGCACACCAGUGUUGGUGCAGAUCGGAGCAACUACGCCUUGCAUAUCCUCCGCUGUGCUGGGAGAUUCAGCCUCCUUAAAGAGCGAAGUCGUAGGAUUCAAGAUGCCUGAGCCUGUGGGCAGAGAGGCCGCUGCUGUGCGGCUGCAGCAGAAGGCAGCAGAGAAGCAGCGGCGGAAGCAGCUUCACAGGUGUUCGUUGCUAAGCGAAGCUACCUCGAACGUGGCGGGCAGCAGAACCGCCGACUGUGCCUCUUCGUUGGCAGCAGGCAGCGUCAGCAGUGGCAAGAGAAGCGCCAACGUUUCACUUGCUGCAGCAGCUAUCCGUAGAUUGGUAAAGGCUCGCAGUACUUCUGGAGGAGGAGCGAGCAGCAGCAGCAGCAGCAGCAAUCAGAGGCUUGCCGCACUUAUGCAGUCUCCGCUGCUGCAGGCUCUCUCCGGCAGGUUUACCCCUGAGGGCGGGUUAGAUCUUCAGCUGCGAGCGGCCUAUGCGCCGAAACGAAGGGGUGAGUCAGGGCAGCAGCAGCUGCAGCAGCGUGAG